Monoraphidium neglectum is the source of this 687-nucleotide messenger RNA. RefSeq lists its product as hypothetical. The coding region runs from base 1 to 687 and encodes 228 amino acids. The record is from RefSeq and is a predicted model, not a curated record. The transcript is spliced from 4 exons. Gene Ontology annotation, molecular function: protein binding. NCBI's taxonomy places the organism in Eukaryota, Viridiplantae, Chlorophyta, Chlorophyceae, Sphaeropleales, Selenastraceae.
AUGUACCAGUUCAGGCUGAUUGAGCGGCAGCUUGGCAGCACCAAAUACGGGUCCUACGCAGCCAGCGUCACAGGCCUGUCCUACAUUCUGCAGCUCGCCGCCGCCCGCCUGCUGCGCCUCCACGCCGCCGCGCCGCUGCUGCCCGUCCCCGUCCCCCUCGUCCUCGCGUCGUUCGUGCCCUUCGCCCUGGACGUCCCCGCCACCAGCAGCUUCUCGAUGCUGGGCGUCACAUGCAGCGAAAAGGCCUUCGUGUACCUGUCGGGCCUGCAGCUGCUGCUGGCGGUGGGGCGGCGGGGGCUGCUUGCUAGCGCGCUGUGCGUCGCGGCGGGCGUGCUGCAUCGGGCGAACUUCCUCGGACUGAGGAAGCUGCAGCUGCCGCAGCCGCUGGUGCGUGCGCUGUCGCAGGCUUUUGGCCCUCUGCUUGGCGACGGGACCGGCGGCGCAGUGGUGAUGCUGCCCAGCGCAGCUGCGGCGCGGCAGCACGGCGCCGGCUUUGCACGCGGCCCCGACCUCGGGCGCGGAGGCGCGCGGCGCGCCCCGCAGGCGCCCGCAGGGCCGCCGCCGGAGCCGUCGCCCGAGGCGCUGGCGAUGCUGGUCGGUAUGGGCUUUGAGCAGUCGCGCGCAGCGGCGGCGCUGCAGCGGACGCACAAUGACGUGCAGGCGGCGAUUGCACAGCUCGUCGGCUGA